This is a messenger RNA of Entrophospora candida, 357 nucleotides long. The record is from the annotation of a GenBank genome assembly. NCBI's taxonomy places the organism in Eukaryota, Fungi, Glomeromycota, Glomeromycetes, Entrophosporales, Entrophosporaceae.
AUGGCAUCUUUUAGCAGCAAAGAUACCAGAAACAAAGCAUGCAAGAUAACACUUGAAGAAGGCAAUGAAUACAAAUUGGAAACUAACAUUGAUACAAUAACCAACCAAAAAAAAAUAAUUAGACUGACAUGCAUCCCUUUAGUUAAAGAUGAGAAUACGAUUUUAAACCAAUGGUCAAUAAGGAUUCAAAAAGAUGAUGUUAAAAUGAUACCUUAUGCCAUAAAUAAAGAACAAAUCCAAACUAGAGAAAAAUUUACAAUGAAAUUAACAAACCUGCCAUUUGGCACCACAACGUAUGAUUUGGAAGACAUACCCAAAGCAACUAAUGCUAAAAUGGUAAUAAUUCCAAGAACAAAU